Loa loa (African eye worm) is the source of this 150-nucleotide messenger RNA. RefSeq lists its product as hypothetical. The transcript has a single exon. The record is from RefSeq and is a predicted model, not a curated record. The coding region runs from base 1 to 150 and encodes 49 amino acids. Lineage: Eukaryota; Metazoa; Nematoda; Chromadorea; Rhabditida; Onchocercidae.
AUGAUUGAUAUUGUUUUUAUAAUUACCACCAUUAUGAGCCAAAAUGUUGGCGCUGUUGUUGUUGUUGCUGUUGUUGUUGUUGCUGUUGUUGUUGUUGUUGUUGUUGUUGCUGUUGUUGUUGUUGCUGCUGUUGUUGUUGUUGUUGUUUAA